Hirsutella rhossiliensis is the source of this 1491-nucleotide messenger RNA. Its product is annotated as lysM domain-containing protein. Bases 1 to 1491 code for a protein of 496 amino acids. The transcript has 3 exons. NCBI's taxonomy places the organism in Eukaryota, Fungi, Ascomycota, Sordariomycetes, Hypocreales, Ophiocordycipitaceae. The record is from RefSeq and is a predicted model, not a curated record.
AUGGACAUGCUUCACAUGUGCGACGUUCUCGUUGGCGUUUCUGCCUCCAUCCUCGUCUACGGCAUCCUCAUCGUGCACAUGCGGCCGGCUCGGCAGGGUGCUCGCGAGCCCACGGAUGAGUUGAUACGGCUUACGGCGGCGCGCUCGGGGCACGCAAGCGUCACGGACCGUCUCGUGGCGGCCGAAAUCGCCUCGGUGGCCCUCGCGGCCCCCGGUGGCCUCCGGCUCGGCGCCCGGACCUUCUCCAACACGACCGACAGCUGCCCCUACACCGUCGACGUUGACGACAGCUGCUACUUCAUCGCCAAGAGCCGCUUCGACAUUGAGCUCGACCGCUUCUCCAAGCUCAACGGCGGGGAGUUCGACAGCAGCUGCAACAUCUUCCCCGGCAAGGAGGUCCGCGUCCCCUGCGGCAAACAGUUUCCCAUUGACCAGGUCGACGUGUCGGGCGAGUGCCUGACCAAUCACAAGGUCAAGGCCGAAGAGAACAUCUACUCCAUCUCUCUCCACUACAGUAUUGCCGCGCACGUCCUGCUGGCCUACAACGGCCUCGACUGGCGGAGCCCCAUCAAGGUCGGGCAGGACCUCUGCGUCUCGAGGAAGAAGCCUACCGCCGUCUGCGCCAAGGAGCACCACGUCGUCGACGGGGAUAACUGCUACGCGCUCGCCACGGCCAACAACGUCAACUUGCUUGACCUCAAGGCCUGGAACCCGGAGCUGAUAAACGACCGCUGCGCCAUCCGCCCCGGCCACAAGCUCUGCGUCAAGGCCGACGAGCCCGUCACGACGUCGCCCGCUGCCUCCACUGUCCAGCCCGCGUCCUCGACCGUGGUUGGGACGGCCACCGCCGCUUCCCAGAGCACCUUCCAGACCUCGUUUGUCGCCCCCGACAGCAAGGUCGUGACGGUGACCAGGGUCGCCCCCAGCGGCGCCGUCGACGCCAACGCCAUCCCCAGCGUCAACCUCGCCGCCGAGGUCAAGGCCCAUAUCAAGCUGUACCUCCUGCCUUGCGUGGGCAACCUGACGGCGCCUCUGCCGGCCGGCGACGACGACAAGGUCAUGCUGCCGUCCGAGACCCAGAUCCGCUGGGCGGUCAAGGCUUUUGCCUCUGUCUCUGUCCCUGCCCUGAACGGUGACGCCCCUGCCACCGCUCAGGUUAGCGGCAGCGCCGCGCCCGGCUUCUCCGUGUCCGCCUCGGCCCCGGCCUCGAUCCUGGUCCGCCUUUUCACCGCCCUCAAAGUCGACAUCAAAUACAACGACUGCAAGGCCGACGCGUGCUCCGUCGUUGUCUCCUCGCCUAGCCAGGUGUCCGCCAGCCUUGCUGCCCAGGCCGUCGUGCCCUUGAAGGCGGCCGGUGCCGAGGGAGACAAGGCCGUUGCUUCGCAGGCCAACACUGCCGGCGCAAUCCCCGUCAAGGCCGAGGCCAGCAUCAAGACCGAGGCCAGCAUCAAGGCUGAUGUCAGCGUCGAGGCCGAGGAAAACUGGUGCUAA